GGGAGAGAUGCGCAGGAGACGGUGUCUGUUUGUUGGUUUUCUGGGAGCUCUGAAAAUGCUGCUUUUUAUAAGUGUUUGUUGGUGUAAGGAGCUGGACAGUGCUCGCUCACGGCAAGUCCCCAUGUCCCCCUCGGACUUCCUGGACAAACUCAUGGGAAGAACGUCUGGAUACGACGCUCGCAUCAGACCCAACUUUAAAGGCCCUCCCGUCAAUGUGUCCUGCAACAUCUUCAUCAACAGUUUUGGCUCCAUCGCUGAGACCACCAUGGACUACCGGGUCAACAUUUUCUUGAGGCAGCAGUGGAAUGACCCCCGUCUGGCCUACAGCGAGUACCCUGACGACUCCUUGGAUCUGGACCCCUCCAUGUUGGACUCCAUCUGGAAACCUGACCUGUUUUUCGCCAACGAGAAGGGGGCGCACUUCCACGAGGUCACCACCGACAACAAGCUGUUGCGCAUCUUCAAGAACGGAAACGUGCUCUACUCCAUCAGGCUCACGCUCACAUUAUCCUGCCCCAUGGAUCUUAAAAACUUUCCUAUGGAUGUUCAGACCUGUAUCAUGCAACUGGAGAGCUUUGGGUACACGAUGAACGACCUGAUCUUUGAGUGGCAGGAGAACGGCCCUGUGCAGGUGGCAGAAGGACUCACUCUGCCCCAGUUCAUCCUGAAAGACGAGUCUGACCUACGCUACUGCACCAAGCACUACAAUACAGGUAAAUUCACAUGUAUUGAGGUACGAUUCCACCUUGAGCGUCAGAUGGGUUACUACCUGAUCCAGAUGUACAUCCCAUCUCUCCUCAUCGUCAUCCUGUCCUGGGUCUCCUUCUGGAUUAACAUGGAUGCAGCUCCGGCUCGUGUGGCACUCGGCAUCACCACGGUGCUCACUAUGACGACGCAGAGCUCUGGGUCACGUACCUCCCUACCCAAGGUGUCAUAUGUGAAGGCCAUAGACAUCUGGAUGGCUGUUUGCCUGUUGUUCGUCUUCUCUGCUCUGCUUGAAUACGCGGCGGUGAACUUUGUAUCAAGACAACACAAAGAACUACUGCGAUUCAGACGUCAUCACAAGCCCAAGACCAAGUCCGUCCCGGGUGCUGUAGACCCAGAGGAGCUGGCUGAGUCCCUGAGGAGAGUCACCAACAAUGGGCACAGGGCCUCAGAGCCUCUGUACGGGUCUAUGGGCAAUCUGUACUCCAACCACCAACUUGAGGCAGAGAUCCAGGAGAGCAGGUUGGCCAUCACAUCCACUCCGAGCUCCACCAAAGACCCCAAGACCUCCUUAAACCACGCCCUGAGCUCCUCCACAAACCCAGGGCCAGAGCCAGGGCCCAACGGGGCCACUGCACCCACUGCACCCACUACAGGGGGGCGCAGCACAGAAGAGAUGAGGAAACUUUUCAUCGACCGAGCCAAAAAGAUAGACACAGUAUCCAGAGCGGGUUUCCCUUUAGCCUUCCUUUUCUUUAAUAUCUUUUACUGGGUUCUCUAUAAGAUCCUGAGACAUGAGGACUUUCACGCACAGUAG
Molecule: messenger RNA, 1522 nt
Organism: Boleophthalmus pectinirostris (great blue-spotted mudskipper)
Lineage: Eukaryota; Metazoa; Chordata; Actinopteri; Gobiiformes; Gobiidae
Gene: glra3
Product: glycine receptor, alpha 3
Exons: 10
Coding region: 8-1522 (504 amino acids)
Biological process (GO): nervous system process; chloride transmembrane transport; regulation of membrane potential
Cellular component (GO): plasma membrane; synapse; neuron projection
Molecular function (GO): transmitter-gated monoatomic ion channel activity; glycine binding; transmembrane signaling receptor activity
Source: RefSeq, a predicted model, not a curated record